Molecule: messenger RNA, 847 nt
Organism: Erigeron canadensis
Lineage: Eukaryota; Viridiplantae; Streptophyta; Magnoliopsida; Asterales; Asteraceae
Product: protein EMBRYO DEFECTIVE 514
Exons: 2
Coding region: 66-707 (213 amino acids)
Biological process (GO): chloroplast rRNA processing; chloroplast organization
Cellular component (GO): chloroplast
Source: RefSeq, a predicted model, not a curated record
GUUUAAAUUAGGGUUUUACUUCUAUUUUUAUUCCACACAAACCCACACGCCCACCCACAAACCCAAUGGCCGACGAAACUCCAGUAGCCGCCGUCGAGCCCAACGAUUCAUCAACAGAGAUGGAUCUUGAAGUCAACACAGCCGCUGCAGCAGCAACAAAAAGAGGGAGAGAAGAUAAUGAAUCUCCAGAGAAUGGAGUUGAUGCUAAAAAACCAAAAAUAGAUGAUGACAAUGAAAAAUCUGUUGAAGAAAAAAGACUUGAAGAAACAAAAACUGGCCCUGUUUCUGUUGGCUAUAAAAACUUUGAUACUUCUGUUGAGAUUUUUGAUUACUAUUAUAAGUUUCUUCACUUUUGGCCUCCAAAUCUCAAUGUCAAUAAGUACGAACAUGCAAUGCUGCUGGACUUGCUUAAGAAAGGACAUUCUGAAUCAGAUAAAAAGAUUGGCUCUGGCGUCAAGUCUUUUCAAGUGCGUUACCAUCCACAGUGGAAAAGCCGGUGCUUUUUCUUAGUCAGAGAGGACGAGACUUCUGAUGAUUUUAGUUUCCGCAAGUGUGUGGAUCACAUUCUUCCCUUGCCUGAAAACAUGGCAGUGAAACCUGAUGUCAACAAGGCGUUGGGUGGUGGUCAUGGCGGUAGGGGUGGCGGCAGAGGCGGUGGUCGUGGAAAUUGGCGUGGACGUGGUAGAGGGGGCAAACCAAGGAACUGAUGAUGACUCCGUUCUUGGUUGUUUGUGGUAUACCAGACCAUAUAACAUAUAGGAAACAUUGCAUUAGUAUGUACUGUUUACUAUUUUCGCAUGUUGGAUUUUGAACUUUUGCUAUGAAUGAAAUUUAUUUGGAAGUUAAA